GGGGAGGAGGGACAACAAAGAGUAGAGGAGGAGGAAAAAGAAAAAAAAGCCCCACCAAGAAUUUUAUAAAAGUUAGUGAUUAGAAGGACCUGGUCUCUUUGCCUGCAAACGCCUCAGCAGAAGCUUGUAGCAGCAGAGACACUGCCCACAAACAAGUCUAUACGCUCAGAAAAGUAACUUGGAUUAUUCAGAUGAUCAGAGAAACUGUAAUUUAAGGCGAAAUGACCAAAACUUUAUUAAGACCAAGACCAAGACCAAGACUGAACCCAGAUGCAGUAGUUGCAGCAGGUAACCCCUUACCACAGCUAAAAGGAUAGAAAUGAAGGGUAAUUCUCCUAAGGCCCCAUAUCUUCUGUAGAUAGAGGAAGCAAUGCACUGCAAUCUUCUGUAGAGGACGCAAUGCACUGCAGUUCUGAAAGCAGCCAUACAGAGAAGAAUUACAAACCCAGGCAAAAAGUUGGGGAUGGAAAGUCAUCCAGACUCAGCAGCAAAUACUGCCAACAGAGGCAGGAAAUAGAAGAGAAGCAGUGUUAGGAAACGUGUAAAGCUAAGUCAACAUGACCCACCAGUUCCCAGCGCUGUCUCCAGAGCAGAAGAAAGCUCUUGCAGACAUAGCUCAGCGGAUUGUGGCAUCAGGAAAGGGGAUCCUAGCUGCAGAUGAAUCAGUGGGUACCAUGGGGAACAGGCUGCAGAGGAUCAAUGUAGAGAACACGGAGGAGAACCGCCGAGCUUUCAGAGAGAUACUCUUCUCUUCGGACACUUCCAUCAACCAGAGCAUUGGGGGAGUGAUCCUUUUCCAUGAGACCCUCUAUCAGAAAGACAGCAAUGGAAAGCCAUUCCCAGCACUCAUCAAGGAAAAAGGCAUUGUAGUGGGAAUUAAGCUGGACAAAGGCACAGCACCUCUAGCAGGAACAAAUGGAGAAACCACCAUCCAAGGGCUGGAUGGGCUGGCUGAACGCUGUGCCCAGUACAAGAAAGAUGGUGCUGACUUUGGCAAGUGGCGUGCAGUGCUGAAGAUCACCAGCACAACACCCUCUCAACUGGCCAUCCAGGAGAAUGCCAACACUUUGGCACGCUAUGCCAGCAUCUGCCAGCAGCAUGGUUUGGUGCCCAUCGUGGAGCCAGAAAUCCUGCCUGAUGGAGACCAUGAUCUCCAGCGUUGUCAAUAUGUCACAGAGAAGGUUCUGGCUGCUGUCUACAAGGCUUUGAAUGAUCACCAUGUGUACCUGGAGGGAACACUGCUGAAGCCCAACAUGGUGACAGCUGGGCAUUCCUGCUCCAAGAAGUACACCCCUCAGGAUGUUGCCAUAGCAACAGUCACUACUCUACUUCGCACCGUUCCUGCUGCUGUUCCUGGAAUCUGCUUCCUGUCUGGAGGUCAGAGUGAAGAGGAGGCUUCUCUCAACCUGAAUGCCAUGAAUCAGUCCCCUCUGCCUAAGCCUUGGAAACUGACCUUUUCCUAUGGGAGAGCCCUGCAAGCCUCUGCCCUGGCUGCCUGGUUGGGCAAAAACGAGAACAAGAAGGCUGCUCAAGAGGCCUUCCGCAAGCGGGCACAGAUUAACAGUUUGGCUUGCAGGGGACAGUAUGUCCUGUCUGGGAAGACUGAUGCAGCUGCCACGCAGUCACUGUUCACUGCCAGCUACACCUACUGAAACUGCAGGAGCCUUCCUUCCUCCUGUCUCUUCUCACACAGUGGAAGAUGUUCAGAAAUGAUAGAAAAACAUAGAAAUCUAAUUUUCCUUCCCAACACCAAACUGGAGAUAGAAUGGCUUAGCUUCCUCUCCACCCUUCACUCCCACAAUUUACCAAGGGGAUAUUCUUUUUUCAUUUGCACAUUCCAAGGAAAGGGAAUUCUUUCCAAACAACAAACAACAGCUGCCAAUGAAUCAUGAAGCCACCAUCCCUCAGUCUGAAACUCAGCCACUGGAAUAGCAGGCAGAUUCAGUAGUUCCCUAGCAAUUCAAAUAGCUACCCCUGCCCAUAACCACAUUUUACAACCACAAUCCUCAAUUAUAAAACCUGAAUGUGUAUUCAAUCAUGUCAAUAAAACAGUAAUUGAAAAAAAAA
Oenanthe melanoleuca is the source of this 2067-nucleotide messenger RNA. Its product is annotated as fructose-bisphosphate aldolase B. The transcript has 10 exons. Gene Ontology annotation, molecular function: fructose-1-phosphate aldolase activity; fructose-bisphosphate aldolase activity. Bases 558 to 1652 code for a protein of 364 amino acids. The record is from RefSeq and is a predicted model, not a curated record. Gene Ontology annotation, biological process: glycolytic process; fructose 1,6-bisphosphate metabolic process. Gene Ontology annotation, cellular component: cytosol. Lineage: Eukaryota; Metazoa; Chordata; Aves; Passeriformes; Muscicapidae.